AUGGCUGAUGGAUUCAACUGGUCAUCAUCUACUGCCGCAGGCAGCGAUCAUGAUUGUGAUGACGGGCAUCAUCAGGGCAGCAGCGCCAACAAUGAGCAAGCACCGUCUGUGUGCCACGGUCAAGGUGAUGAUGUUCGUAUCGCAGCAGCAGCGGCCUGCCCUCUAGGUGUCGCUGCCCAACUGCCAGCAAAGGAUGUGACUACAGAACCAACUGUAAACACCAGUGCUGGCAGCGGCAGCGUGCCUGACACCACUGCCAUGGGAAGGCUCAUGGAUACAGAGGGCGAUCUGGAUGAGAGACGGGAACAACUCUGGCAGGUGUUAGUGCACUGGGGUUUAGUUGGGAAGAAGCUCGCAGUUUUCCCCGAAGAGGAUGCAAGUGAUAUUGCAAGUCAGAUCUGCGCCGAGUUGGGGGUUAUUUGUGAAGCCAUUUACGUGCAGCAAGUUGAAGUUUGGAUCAGGGACGCUAGGCGUGAGUCGGAGGCCAAGGAUCGUUGGGCAAAGGAGCUGUACUUGGAGUUGAAGAAAAUGGAGGCUCCAGCUCUUAUAGAGUUGGAGCAUUGUGUGAGCGACAAGCAUCUACACCUAGCAUUGGCAGGGCGGACACGUGCUUCAACACUGAAAAGGUAUGUGAAGACUUGGAAACACUGGUUACACUGGAUGGAGGCAGUCAAAGGGCAAUACAGUGCAGGAACAGCUGGGGACUUAGUGGAAUACUUGUUCUGCAGAUAUGACGAACCAUGUGGACCAACCGUACCUGUUCUCAUAGUGAAGGCUGUUACGUGGAUGGAACGUAUUGCAUGUGUUCCAAAUGCCAUGCGGGUGGGGGAAUCGCAAACAGUAGCUUCUGUGAGGGACUACAUUGUGGAGAUGCUUUCAAAAGACGCUCCGCCUAUGAAGCGUGCACCACGGUAUCCAGCAGCUAUCAUGGAGUCGCUGGAGGAAGCAGUGGAGGACACCUUUUUGCCGGUGGGACUGCGAGUGAUAGCAUGGAUCAAGCUGGUAAAGAUCUGGGGGACCCUGAGAUGGGAUGACGUGCAGAAGAUUGCGCCGAGUGAAUUGCGGUUUUUUGGGAACAGACUGACAUCCAUUUUGAGGGUCACCAAGACGACAGGUCCAACCAAGCGAGUGCAGGAGCUUCCACUGUGUGUGUCGGAACAUGCCUUUAUUUCUUGUCCCUUCUGGUUAAAAACAGGUUUUGACUUGUUGAGGGAACAUGCAGAUUUUCAACGGGAUUACUUGCUGCCUAAGCUGACAGCGGAGUUGGGGGGCUUUCGCAAAGCGAUGGCUUCAUACAAUGAUGUGGUUUCGUACUCAGCAAGGCUGCGAAAGGGUUUGAAGCGGCCGGGCACAAUGCAGCCGCAGAUGGACCCGAUUUUGUCCACUUUUUGGACAGAACAUUCAGAGAGGGCUACUCUGCCUACAGGUUUGGCAUUACUGCGUUGUCCAAGGGAAGAGCGGGAUCUGUUAGGCCGCUGGAAACCUGAUGGGUCUGACACCUAUGUGCGGAUGUAUAGCGGAGUGGUGACCAGACUUCAACAACAAUUUGCAAAGGCAGCCAGAGGCAAAGACCGCUUUAAGGUCUUGGACGAGCAGGAGGUGAUUGAAUCUGCAAUUUCCUGGAUGACAGAUCGAGUGGAAGUAUGGGAUGACGCUGACAUUCAACACGCCAUUAGAUGGUUGGAAGCUUCAAUGCGGUGGGAGCCGCAAUUGACUUGGGAACGAGUCGGCGAAGAGGACCCGGUUACGGCAGGAGAUGUAGAGGCAGCUUUCUUCACCAACAAGGUGACAACAGUCCAAAAAUUCUCUUCCUUCUUCAGAUCUGAGACAGACUUAGUGGAUGUCUUACGUGAUUCCUUUGCGGUGGAUGCAGCAGCAGGCCUGGAACAAAGGGCGCAGGUAGCUUCAGUGAUGUGUGCUUGGAAAGAAGCCCAGACAAAAAUGAAACGUCAAGCUGAAGUAGAAGCUGAGAUGGAUACGAGAGAGUGGACAAAACCAAUUCCAACAGGGGACUACAUUAGCUUGCGCAAUGCAUUCAUGGAAGUGCAUGGAAGGUUGGAAGACAAGGUGACUCCAUCUAAAGAGUUUUUGGAGAAAAAACUGCAGGAGCUGGAGAAUGGAGAGUUCAGGGCGGAGACCUUGUCGGAGGUGGUAUCGAAAGAUGAGGUGGACCCUGAUGUUUUGGUGCCUGUUUUUGAUUCAAAGGGCAGUUUGACGGUGAAGAAGGGCUCAACCACGAUAGCGUUGCCAACAGGGCCGGAGCAGUUGAGACGACGGCUUUCAGUGAUGCAGAAUGCCCUCAUCAUGUUGUCGUUACGACAUACUAACAGGGAAGAGAUUCAGGACAUCACCAAGGAGUUGUUUGAUAGAUACAAAGAUUAUCUCCUAGGAGAUUUCGUGUAUGGACUGGUGUCAACAGAUGUGCAUGGACAGCAGAUACAAACGCCACCAUGGAGUUUGGUAUUACCCUACGAACAAGCAAUUCGAAAAAGAGCCUAUCAGCUGAUGCUCACGGACAAGUUGAAGCUGGGAGCUGCGAUGGAGCAGGCCUGGAAGUGUCCUGUGACGAAGGAACGAUACUUCAUCACACCACUGGCGUUGUACAGCAAGAGAUCCUAUCCUCAGCAGCUGCCGGAGUUCUUUGUGGAAGGCAAGCCUCUUUUUGACGAGCAGGGCUACUAUGCAGGCCAAAACACCACUGUCACAGCUGACGAGGGGGAGAUCACACAGGACACUGAUGUUUUUCCUAUUUCAAAACCUGAUGGAAGGAAACUGGUGGGAGGUAUGGGAGAGCCGCGGUUCUGUCAGGCGCCAGGCAAGUCAAGAGCUUUUCAUGAUGGGGCCGGGUUGGCAUCCAUGGGACGCUGGGACGUUGAGAAACGUAUUUGGUCGCAAAGCAGUUUUUGGAAGGUUUUUAGACAGAAAUCAUUGGACCUGGUUUGCAGUUAUCUUGCAAAGGGAUGCACCUUGGACAGGGUUUGUUUUGAGAUGGCAGUCAAAGGCGAAAGUGGAUGUGCUUUGGUGAAAAAUGAGGAGCUCAAGGAGAGCUUGCGAAAACUGUGGGUAAGUUUGCUAAAAGAGAGAGGAUGUGCUGAACCGGGUCUGGAUCAGAUUGCGGAGGGUCAACCCUUCUAUCUGAAGCUGAUGAGGGAGCUGUUGGCGAUGUGUGAGGACCCGGACAGGGAAUUUCUCUUGCAAGGCGAGGUGGGUUUCCCAGUAGGGAUAUUGAAGCCCCUACCUCGUACACCUCAUAUAUAUGAGGAACAAACUGCGUGGAAACUGGAGGAGGACCCCUUCAUGAAAGGGGAAGUCUGGCGGAACAACUAUGAGUCAGUACAAGAGCAUGAGGUUUUUGUGCGGGAGCACUUCGAGCAGGAGUGUGCAGAGGGCCUUAUGGAAAAGAUCUCGCUGGACGAGGCGAAGAGACGGUAUGGUGAGCGAGUGGCCAUUUCUUCACUUGCAGUACUUGUUGAGGAUGCAGAGCUGGGGAAGAAGCGCAUCAUCCAUGAUGCAACUCAUGGGACAAAGCUCAACCAUAGGAUCAAGUGUCGUGACAAGACUCGGAGUCCGGGAGCUCGAGAGAAACAAUACCUACUGGCUUACUACAGAGAGCGCAAGAAGGCUCUAGUGAGUUUAGUGGGCGACAUCAGCAAAGCCCACCGUCGCUUUCUUCAUGAUCCAGAGGAGAGAGGUCUUCUGGCGUGCAGGGUGAAGGAAACAGACCCUUUUAUUUACAUCAACAAUUGCGGUACUUUUGGAGUGGCAAGUGCUAGCUACUGGUGGGGGCGGAUUUCUGGAGCGGGGAUCCGCUUGGUACACGAGAUGCUGGGGCCAGAGAGGCCUGUGGAACUUUUGAUUUUUGCAGAUGACCUGGAGAGUUUGGGUGCGGACUCCAUGGGGAGACAGGGAAUUGUGCUGACCUUCUUGUACAUGUCUGCCUUGGGGUUCCCCUUUAAAUGGGCGAAGCAGAGAGGGGGCCUCAAGGUGGAGUGGAUUGGACUUUUCACUGAUUAUUCCAGUUUCAAGUUGGGGUUAUCGCCAAAGCGGGCGACUUGGAUGCGUAACUGGGUGUUGGAGCUUGCAAACUCUGGGAAGGUGACGCAGAAAGUCUUUGAGCAAGGCUUGGGGAGAUUGGGUUUUUCGGCAUCAGCUCUUUUGUGGGAGCGACCUUUUCUUGGACCCUUGUACAGCUGGAAUGCAGCGGUCCGGGGGAAGAAAGGUGUACUGAAAAUUCCGGCAAUGCUGAGGGCCAUUCUUCUUUUCUUGGCGGAGAGGAUUGAGGAUGGGGGGGAUCUGCAUUCCCCCCCGCCACUGGCGAAGCCUGCGGAAGAGCACCUGUUAUUUUUUACAGAUGCGAAGGCAACAGAGGUUUCGGCUUGGAUUGGAGGGUACAAGCAAAGUAGACAAGGGGUGAUCCUUGAGUGGUUUUCGGAGGAGAUUGAUCGGGAAUGGGCUCCGUGGAUUUUCUUGAAACGAGAUCCGAAGCGGAUCAUUGCAUCGCUGGAGUUACUGGCGAGCUUGGUAGCAGUAAAAUUGUGGGGCCCCAAGGAGGGGCAGAGGAGUUCUGCCACAUGUUUUUUGAGAGGGAAAACAGACAAUCAAUCCAACACCUAUGCGUUGUCGAGAUGGAUGAGCACCAAGUUUCCACUCACUUUAUUGAUCAUGGAACUUUCUGAGACCUUGAGGCAGGGACGAUGUGAGUUAGGCUUGGAUUGGAUUCGUAGGGAUUUCAAUGAGUUGGCUGAUGAUCUCACCAACAACAAGUUUGAGAAGUUUGAAAAAUUCCCCAGAGUCAGAUGGUUGCCAAAGGAGGAACGAUGGUUGGUGUUUGAACGCUUCAUGAAACAUGCACAGGAUUUUCAUGCUGAGCUCGCAAGGGAAAGACAAGUCAAGCGAGAGCUCCCAAAGAAAUUGCCAAAGGCAAAGAGACAGAAACUUGAAAAGUGGUGA
Cladocopium goreaui is the source of this 4950-nucleotide messenger RNA. The record is from the annotation of a GenBank genome assembly. Lineage: Eukaryota; Dinophyceae; Suessiales; Symbiodiniaceae.